Paramuricea clavata is the source of this 1555-nucleotide messenger RNA. The record is from the annotation of a GenBank genome assembly. Lineage: Eukaryota; Metazoa; Cnidaria; Anthozoa; Malacalcyonacea; Plexauridae.
GACGAACUCACAACAUGCCUGUAAACCCCGCUAUUCCAACACAUUUGUACAAGAUUGUGACGAGAUGUGAGUCAAAUACGACUUCUGAGUACGAGAUAGAGAAAUGCAGUGGUACUAUCCGUGUGAUUUCCUUUAUUUUACGGCAUACGAAAGAACAUUGUAAGGUUAGUGUCAAAAUCAGUCCAUUACUUAAAUUUGACUCUUUAAAAUCCAGAUCAGACGAGGAUGAGAGUGCAUGAGAGUUGGUAGCCUGCGUGGCUGACGGUCAGCCCGCCACAGAACACCUAAAAGGCGGGCGAGGUGAAGGAGACCGUCUGCCAUGCAGGGGCCGGUUGUAUAAAACUCUUAAUCACUUUUUUAAUCACUAUUUUGUAGUUAAAUAGUGAUUAACUCUCAAAUACGCGCUUCUUAUUGGAUGACGUUUCCACUAACUAUAGUUAACUUUAAUCACCUUUUUAUACAACCGGCCCCAGACUAGCUAGAUUUGGCAAUCUGCACGGUUGUUUAUUUUUAUUAAUUUAAUUUCUUUCUUGCAACAGUUUCGUUCAUACGACAAGCUCAUACUUCAAAAUGUGGCUCCAGUCAGAGAUAUUGAACUUCUUACUGGGAUUAAUUUCUUCUCCAAGCUUCCAGGACAACUACAAGUAGAACUCAAGACAUUUAUUCCUGUUCAACUGUGGUCUUAAUUUAUUCAAAGGUAUCAUGGGUGGUAUAAAAUAACCUCAUGCUUAGAUAAAUUAGGGUUAUAAACCCCACAAGAAGAAUAGAAAACUUUAACUUAUAAAUACUAAACUUUUUUAAGAAUUAAAGGCCAAUUUAUUAAAACUUGAAAUAAUGACUAUCCGGUGACGGUGAGUAGCGUUAUACAGUAAUAUGCUCCUUGCAUCAAAUUUUUACACUCCUCAGGUAACCUAACAGUAUUUUCAACGUACGAAGUGCGAGAACGAAAAAACUACGAAUUUUAAGCCAAAUUAUAUAAUGGCACAAUGGAGGCCUGCCACAGGGGCCCCAACUAUGACCUAUUAUAUCAAUAUGUUAACCCAUAUAUAAUUUCUAUACAGUUACAUUCAUAAAGUGCAUAAACGCGCGUGAAUAAAGCUCCAUACAGUUGUAUCAAAGCGGUCAGUCCACGAAACACGCGGAAGCGAGAAAACGCGCGAGGGAAAGUACGAGAAAAGAAAGCUACUGCUACCCGCCAUCUUUUCAAUAAUCUGAAACCUUAUAUUAUCAUACUGCGAAAUCCCAGAGAUCCAAGUCUAGCGAAUCCUUACUGGCAUCAAUUUGGUAUAAGGUGUCAAUUACCGCAAACGCGAUCUGGGAACGAAAUCAAUGUGUACACCGACCAUCAAUGAUGUGUGCUCGACAGUCGACGGUUUCGAAAUUCGCGUCAUCGUCGCGGAGUUGCCGUCCCACAUCGUAACGUCUCUAUUAAGACUUUUUGGAAACUGACAACUAUUUCCUGAUUGGGGAGCAAACAUAUGAAGUAUAUAAUAUUAAGUAUAUAAAAUUAAGAACGAAAAUAUUGUAAGAAGGAGAAAGUUCGCCAUACAUAGGG